GCUGACCAGCACCAGAAAACAGCCAUUGCAUCUUUUUAAUCAGACAUUUAAUGAUACUUUUUCCUCAGUCUUUGCAUUGUUUUAUUUUUAAAAGUCUAUUAGAAGAGUGCAUGCACAAGACAGAAUCUGCAUGUGGGUACAAUAUUUUACAGUUGUUUAUAUUGUUGUAGACAAGGCAUAAAAUUUUCCUGGGGACCCGAGGAAUUGUUGGAUACCUGACUCCAAUAUACCCUCAGAUAGAAAGUAGGAUGCUCAAGGGCACAUCUGCAUCUUCUGGAGUGGCUGCUUUAUCCCAGCAGGAAGCAACAGAAAUUGUACCAGUAACAGCAGGAGCAUAAUAUUGGAAUCCCAAACAUUGACAUUAUUCCUAUACUGGUAUAAGGCUGGUGCUGAUAAUGCUUGCACCUCUGUUACUUUCACCUAGAUUGCUAAUGAAUUGGAUAAUGGAGGCACCAAUGCAGAUUUGGGGGAUAAGAUCAUCUUUGUUUCCAUCGCCCAGAAGGGGAAGAAUUCCAGGAAGCUAUUCGGAUAGAGAAGCCUUUGGAGAGCUCGGUUGUAUAAUAAUGCCAGAGCAACUUCACUGGCCCCUUCAAAUUCCGUGUUAAAUGUGACACCAUAAUGAGAUGCCAGCAGCAGCAGCAACUUCCAGUGAACUUGCGCCUCUUCCCUCCUCCCCGCCGUCCCUGAAGACUUGUAAAAAAAUAAGGCGGAGUUUGCACGCUAGCGACCCCCACCCCGGAACUUCAACAAUGCUGAUCGGCUGAAUGGAAAGGCGCUGAUCCGUUGGAUGGCUUGGGAAACAAAUCCAGCCCUCACACGCUGACUUCGUUUUGAGCACUGAUCCCUGCCACUGAAUGCACCGCGCAUUGCCAAGCCAGGGAGGAGGGAAGGAGCCGAAGCUGCGAAGGAAACUUUGCUUCUGAAAACCUUCUUUAAUCUUUCGCAUCCGCUGGAAAGCCACAGCCGAUAUAUAUAUGUCGUAUCAUAUAUAUGUAUACACACGCACACAGCCGGUGCACAACCUGCUUGAUUAUCAUUUUAUUAAUUAUGCAUCUGCCUUCAUAUGUGGGUUUUUUUUUAAUAAUGUACAGCGGAAACGGCUUUCCUUGGCUAAACUUUGCUGAUCAAUGGGCCUCUUAUAUCCCUUUAUUUAAACAAACUGUGGUGGACUCCUAAAACACACGCGCGCGCGCACGCACACACGCAAGGGGGGUGAAGAGAAGAAACUUUCCUUCCCUUUCUCGCGCCUUGCACGCUGGCAGCGCACGGUGAAAGACAGAAGUCCUCCUGGAGCGCCCGGGGAAGGCGCUGCAAUUAUUUCUCAGCACCGUUAUUGUCCCCCCCGUCGUCGGCGAGCCCGCUUUUCGCCGCCCUGUUUCCGGAUCCAGGCGGCCCUCGCGGGAGCAAGCAUGCCCUCGCUCUGAUCCCGGUGAACCGUCCGCUCCGUCCAGCCCUACUAUGCUUCGCUUAUCUCGGCAGACAGCAGCUCUAUGGCGAGAGAGGCACGCCGGGCAGGCGCGUGUGUUUUCCUAAGGCUAUCAAGGGAGCAGAUCAGAAGCAGCCCGGAUCCUGACCCUGAUUGUAUGCAUAACUUGCUGAUGUGCAGCCCGACUCCAUCGCCCAGUAGUAGGCGAGGGAGCAGUAACGGGAUCCGGAGCGGCGGGAGGCGAUCGGCAGAAAGGAUUCCCACCACUUGGCUCUACCGCCCAGCCCAGGCGAGAAAAGCCCCCGGCAGCCCUUUGCUGCUGCUGCUGCUGUUGCCGCGGCGGCGGCGGCUGUGGCGGGAGAAUUUCCAAGAGUCGCAGCAGCAGGAACAGCGGCGGCAGGAGCCAGAACCCAGGAAAGUUUGCUUGGCCCUUGACAGAGGCGAGGCAGCGAGCAGGAAGCGGUGAGAGACAGGGCAGGCGAGCGCCACUCUCCUUUGCAACUUCCCUCCUGGCCGAAGAGGAGAAGCCUCCCCAAGUCCACUAUCUCUCUCCUUUCAGCGCCCCCCAAUACCCCCAUGUUUCAUUGGAGUGUGGGGAAGCGCCAGAUCCGGAGCCGAUACCUCCAGCGGAGCCUUUAAAGUGCAGACGAGGAAUUCGCCUGGGAAAUCCAGCGGGGACAGCCGCGAACCUCCUCGCCCGGCACCUCUCCGUCAACCAACCAACCCCAACACACGCGCACGCACCCCUCUCCCCACCGCCCCCGUUUCCUCCAGACGCUCGGCGCCUUCUCGCUGGCCUCUUCGCCGGGGAGGAGAAUGACCAUGCUUUGCUGGAGGAUGGCUCUGUGGCUAGCCGGCGUGACCCUCUGUGGCAAGCUCUCCCGCUGCUCCGGCCUCGAUUACGACUACGCUUACGCCUUGGACGAAGAGGACCAAACGGAGGCGAUCGAUUAUAAGGAUCCUUGCAAAGCCGCUAUCUUUUGGGGAGAUAUUGCCUUAGAUGAUGAAGACUUAAAGAUGCUUCAGAUUGACAGAACAAUUGAUCUUACACAACAUCCGUAUGAAAGACUUGGACAUAAUACAGGUGGCUUUGGAGAGCGUGCAGUGUCAAAAAAAAGUGAUGCCCUCUUUCAGCUUAUAGACAGGAUAAGAAGAUUUGGCUCAGACUUUCAGCAAAAUAAUAUAACAAAGGGAAGAGCAGCUUUAACCUUCUCAGGGAGCUAUGAGAGAAAAAGGUUUCGCAGAGCAGCUACAUCACGCACAGAAAGAAUAUGGCCAGGAGGUGUCAUUCCCUAUGUUAUCGGAGGAAAUUUCACUGGCAGCCAGCGAGCAAUGUUCAAGCAGGCAAUGCGGCACUGGGAAAAAUAUACCUGCGUUACAUUCAUUGAGCGAAGUGAUGAAGAAAGUUACAUUGUGUUUACAUACAGGCCUUGUGGGUGCUGCUCUUAUGUAGGCCGAAGGGGUAAUGGUCCUCAGGCAAUCUCUAUUGGCAAGAACUGUGAUAAAUUUGGAAUUGUUGUUCAUGAGCUGGGACAUGUGAUAGGAUUUUGGCAUGAACACACAAGACCAGACAGAGGUGAUCAUGUAACCAUCAUCAGAGAAAACAUCCAGCCAGGUCAGGAGUACAACUUUUUGAAGAUGGAGCCUGGAGAAGUGAAUUCUCUGGGGGAACCAUAUGAUUUUGAUAGCAUUAUGCACUAUGCCAGGAACACCUUCUCAAGGGGAAUGUUUCUGGACACUAUACUUCCUUCCCGUGAUGAUAAUGGGAUCCGACCAGCGAUUGGUCAGCGCACACGAUUAAGUAAAGGAGAUAUUGCACAAGCAAGAAAGCUUUACAGAUGUCCAGCAUGUGGUGAAACUCUACAAGAAUCUACAGGCAACUUUUCCUCUCCAGGGUUUCCAAAUGGCUAUCCUUCAUACACACACUGCAUAUGGAGAAUUUCAGUGACGCCUGGAGAGAAGAUUGUUUUAAACUUCACUACAAUGGACCUUUAUAAGAGCAGCCUCUGCUGGUAUGACUAUAUUGAAGUACGGGAUGGCUACUGGAGAAAAUCACCUCUGCUUGGCAGAUUCUGUGGUGACAAGCUCCCAGAUGUCCUCACGUCUAGUGACAGCAGAAUGUGGAUAGAGUUCCGUAGCAGCAGUAACUGGGUAGGAAAAGGUUUUGCAGCCGUUUAUGAAGCAAUUUGUGGUGGUGAAAUACACAAGAAUGAAGGCCAGAUCCAGUCUCCUAAUUAUCCUGAUGACUACAGACCAAUGAAGGAAUGUGUGUGGAAAAUAACAGUGUCAGAGAACUACAAUGUUGGAUUAACCUUUCAGGCAUUUGAGAUUGAGAGACACGACAACUGUGCCUAUGAUUACUUGGAAGUACGAGAUGGAACCACUGAAAGCAGUCCUUUGAUAGGCCAUUUUUGUGGCUAUGAUAAACCUGAAGACAUAAGAUCUACCUCUAAUAACCUAUGGAUGAAGUUUGUUUCUGAUGGAACAGUAAACAAAGCAGGGUUUGCUGCUAACUUUUUUAAAGAGGAAGAUGAAUGUGCCAAACCUGACAAUGGUGGAUGUGAACAGCGAUGUGUGAAUACACUGGGCAGCUAUCAAUGUGCUUGUGAUCCAGGUUAUGAGCUUGGGCCUGAUAAGAAGAAUUGUGAAGCUGCUUGUGGAGGACUUUUGACAAAGCUGAAUGGGACUAUAACAACCCCAGGAUGGCCCAAAGAAUAUCCUCCUAAUAAAAAUUGUGUGUGGCAGGUGGUUGCCCCCACCCAGUAUAGAAUCUCAGUGAAGUUUGAAUUUUUUGACUUGGAAGGAAAUGAAGUGUGUAAAUAUGACUAUGUAGAAAUCCGUAGUGGCCUUUCUUCCGAUUCCAAACUGCAUGGCAAAUUUUGUGGUACAGAAGUGCCUGAAGUUAUUACAUCACAAUACAACAACAUGAGAAUCGAGUUCAGGUCGGAUAACACAGUCUCAAAAAAGGGUUUCAAGGCUCACUUCUUCUCAGAUAAGGAUGAAUGUUCUAAAGACAAUGGUGGGUGCCAGCAUGAGUGCAUCAACACUGUAGGAAGCUAUGUAUGCCAGUGUCGUAAUGGAUUUGUGCUACAUGAAAACAAACACGACUGCAAGGAAGCUGAGUGUGAACAGAAGAUCCACAGUCCAAAUGGUAUGAUCACAAGCCCCAACUGGCCUGACAAGUACCCAAGUAGGAAGGAAUGCACGUGGGAAAUCAGUGCCACUCCUGGUCACAGAAUCAAAAUAGUUUUUCUUGAAUUUGAAAUUGAACAACAUCAGGAAUGUGCUUAUGACCAUUUGGAGGUUUUUGAUGGAGAAACUGAGAAGUCACCAAUCCUUGGACGUUUGUGCGGAAAUAAGAUACCAGAUCCCCUUGUUGCCACUGGAAAUAAAAUGUUCAUUCGGUUUAUCUCUGAUGCAUCAGUACAGAGAAAAGGCUUCCAAGCUACACACUCUACAGAGUGUGGCGGUCGUCUGAAAGCUGAGAGCAAGACAAGAGAUCUCUACUCUCAUGCUCAGUUUGGUGAUAACAACUAUCCAGUUCAAGCCGACUGUGAAUGGUUAAUAGUGUCAGACCGUGGCUAUCGAAUAGAAUUAACUUUUCAGACUUUUGAAGUGGAGGAAGAAGCAGACUGUGGUUAUGACUACCUAGAAGUCUUUGAUGGCCAUGAUACAACAGCUCUGAGGCUUGGCCGGUUUUGUGGAUCAGGGCCACAAGAAGAAAUUUAUUCAGCAAGUGAUUCUAUUUUACUUCAUUUUCACACGGACGAUACAAUCAACAAGAAAGGAUUCCAUAUACGAUACAAAAGUAUAAAACAUCAAGACAAUGUUCACACCAAAAAAUAACAGAAGGUCUCUUAGACCACAAAAUGAGACAGAGAGAGUGAUGGUUAUGGAAAGAGGUUGCGUUUUAAAAAACAGACAUUCUUAAUAAGCAAACAUUUUUACACCACGAGUUCAAACUGAAGGAAACCUGAAACAUCUCAGGAACAAACAUUAUGGUGAUAAGGUGUGGUCUCGUGUGGCUGUCUCUGCAACGCUGGCAAAGGAGCAUUGCAUACUUCCAGGGAGACUAAAAGAGCUUUAUUCACAGCUUGACAAAUGUCAUUGUUGCCUGCACACUCAACCAGUUAGAUUCAGGGGAAGUUACCCUGCAGACUUUUGACAAUUGACUGGUGUCCAGGAGGAGGGGAAAUGCCUACCUUCUGCAGGUCAUGCACGCCAAAAUGCUGUCCUUAUAUUUUUCUUAUUUUAAUUGCUUUGGUGGUGUAUCCAGGAUACAAUGAAUACAAAGAAAAGUCAGGAAAGUGGGGAGGGAGAUCUUCUGAGAUCAUUUUAUACUCAUAAUUCAUCUGUCCCAUCCAUAUAAUAAUGUCAUGAAAACUGGAAAACUACAUCUGCAAAUGCAUUGGAUCUUUAGAGAAUUUUGAUUAUAGCAACAUAUUGGAAUGUCUGAAGUGUUUUACAUUCAUCAUAAUUAUGAGUACAUCCAGACUUUGGAGACUAUCAGUUACUGAGAAUACUGAGUUUAUUAUUCCCAAAAGACUCUGUACCUGCUGAUCUCUUAAAUUUUUACACUAAGUUCUUCAUGAAAAUGAGUCUUUUACAAGCAUGCCACCGAAGUUUAUCCAAUAAAUAACAUAAGUAAUCAGGACCAGAAUAAUCAGAAACACCAGUUAUGGAUUUCAUUUCAGCAGUAAUGAGCUGCUAAUCAGCAUGGCCUUUAAAAUGUUUGUGAAUAAUUUAAUUUUAAUUUUUAAUUUUAAUCCAAUAAAAAAUGGGGGGAAAAGUGGUUUCCAAAAGCCAGGUUUCUCAGCAAUUGAAAAAAGGGGGGAGGGUUGUUUUCUGGAAAUAUGACUUUGUGGUGGUAAAGAUCAUUUCUAUGGUGCUAUUCCACGAACAUUAGAAAACAACCACAACGCAAGAUAUUUUAGAACUUUUGAGCCAACAAUCUGCAGAUGAUGAAUGUCUCACUAGGCCUGGUUGCAUCUUAAAAACAGACUUUCGAAGCAUGUGAAAAAGAGAAUUGCAACGGCAGCACUAGCCCUGUGGAAGAACUACUACUAUUGCCUUAGAAUUCUUGCACAUGAUCAUACAGAUCUUUCUGUAGAUACAUCUGAUUUGAUAAAGAACUUGACAAUUUGAAUAUUUUAAAUGUGUGUUCACAAAAGUGAUCCGCAAGUAAAUUCCCAUCUGCAGAGCAAGAUCAUCAAUUGUAAAUACAAUGGACUUCUUUUUGAUGUAGAAAUAUGUUACUUUUAGAAGAAACAAUUGUAUGUGCUUUAGGACAUACAUAGUUUUAGUCACAGUGUAUAUGCAUCAUGUAAGUAUGUAUGAAUGAGUGCUUUCAAAGAGUGAGAAGUGUUGUGUAUGGAUGGACAGGUAAAUUGUAUUUCAUGUGCCAAGUUCAACCAGAUUCUGGACUGACUGUAGCAACUUCCUUUAAAGGUUUCAUAAGCAGGACUUCAAUAAAGAAUCAAGAGCUAAUGAAACGUUACGUUUCAUUUAAAAUAAAUAUUUUGAUAUUAUUUGAUAUUGGUUGCUACUCAGCUUAGUUUUCGUUUCCUUACCACAAGCAUACACUGGCAUUAAUUUUUUUUAAUAAUAAUAAUAAAAUAAAACUAAGCAUGUGUGGA
Molecule: messenger RNA, 7062 nt
Organism: Rhineura floridana
Lineage: Eukaryota; Metazoa; Chordata; Lepidosauria; Squamata; Rhineuridae
Gene: TLL1
Product: tolloid like 1
Exons: 24
Coding region: 2243-5272 (1009 amino acids)
Biological process (GO): proteolysis
Molecular function (GO): calcium ion binding; metalloendopeptidase activity; zinc ion binding
Source: RefSeq, a predicted model, not a curated record